Oldenlandia corymbosa var. corymbosa is the source of this 1152-nucleotide messenger RNA. NCBI's taxonomy places the organism in Eukaryota, Viridiplantae, Streptophyta, Magnoliopsida, Gentianales, Rubiaceae. The record is from the annotation of a GenBank genome assembly.
AUGUUACGUACGGAACCAUCGCUUAGUAUUUAUAAUAAUACCGAUGAUGAGGUGGUAGAAGAAACAAUUGGAGGGAACCAGAAUUUGGAGGGAAAAGAAGAAUCGUUGAAGAAAGAUGGGUUGACGAGUUUGGGAUUGGGAAGCCAUGAAUUUAGUUUUGGGAAGAAUGAUCUGGCCUUGAUUGUUGAAGGAGGAAAUGAAGGGACUUUGAGUGGAUUUCGGGAUCUGGGAAUUGCAGAUGAAUCUGUUGUUAGUUCACUGCCUCUUGAUUCAGGACUUGAGAAAGGAGAUGGAUUAGGAUUUGAUUUGAGCAGUACCCUUGAGGAGCAUUAUCGAAAAAUGAUCAGAGAGGAUCCUUCGAACCCUUUGUUCUUGAGGAAUUAUGCUCAACUUUUGCAGUCGAAAGGGGAUUUUUCAAGAGCUGAGGAAUUCUACCUUCGUGCUGCACUUGCAAAUCCUACAGAUGGAGAAAUCCAGCUUCAGUGUGCUAAUCUAGUGUGGCAGCUCCAUCAUGACAGAGUUAAAGCCAUGAAGUACUUUAAAAGAGCAGCUCUUGCAGCUCCAGAAGAUAGUCACGUUCAGGCUGCAUAUGCUAGUUUUUUAUGGGAUAUAGAUGAAGAUGAAGAAGGAAGCAGUUCUUCAGAUGUGGACAAAGAGGUGGAAGAAUUUGGUCGCCAAGUGGAUCACUGUAAUGUGGAUUUGGCAGAAGAGAAAAGACCAGCCAGCCCACCCUUACAUCUUGCGACAGGGCUUGGAAUUGACUUAGCUGGUUUUGAUGAAAGGGUUAUUUCUGCUGAUUGUGUGACAGCAGACUAUGGUGACAGUGUUGAUGAUGAUGGCAUUUAUAAAAGGAUGAUCGAGGAGAAUCCUUCUAACCCUUCAAUUUUGAAGAAUUAUGCAAGAUUUUUGUGUCAGUCUAGGGGAGACCUUCAAGCAGCUGAAGAAUUCUACUCGCGUGCAAUACAAGUUGAUCCUACUGAUGGAGAAGUAAUUAUGCAGUAUGCCGAAGUGAUAUUGCAACUUCAUUGCGACAGACACAAAGCUUCACCCUACUUCAAACAAGCUGCCGAGGUUGCACCAAGUAACAGCAAUGUGCUUGCGGCAUAUGCUAGAUUCCUCUGGGGAGCAGAAGAGGACGAAGAAGAAGACUAG